UCAAAACCUGGUCCCUGGAGCAACCAGCAGAAAUGCCUCUUCCCAGAGAACAGUCCCUGCUCCCAGUUGCUAUUGACUCUCCCUGGCUGGCCAGCCCACAAUAGGUUUGUGGAUCUUAAGUCUUUGUAGUGUUUCAGAAUUUUACUGGAAAGUUGCAUAGAUGUGUCACAUCACAUGUAAUUUCUUAGAUCAGCAUUUCUGUUUAUAUUAUCUAAAUCUGUGGUUUUUUUCAAAUGUGGUAGCAAUUAAAUUAGUUUGACAAAAUCUGAUGUCCAUAACCCCAAGCUGAUUUGUAUUAAUUAUAUUCUUCUCCUUUAAUUCUUAAAGUUAAUCGAACCCCCUAACAGCUGUUACAUCAUUUUCCUAGGAACCAGUGUCAACUGACAAACCCACAAUGACCGGGACAAUCUUCUUUACCCAUUGAAAUACUGGUGUUCCCAUUAAUAUUUGCAGUUUCUCCACAAAUUCCAUGGUCCUGCAAGACUUACUGGAAAUGAACAGCAGUAAUCCAAGACCUUUGUUGUUCAGGUCUCCUAAAACUAUUUAGUAUUAAUUCUCUAGACCUUCCAAUCCACAGCAUCUAAGUUUUGUGUUUACUUUUUAACAGCCACCAGCAGUUCUGUGGACUGAAAAGGGUUUUGUUAUUUCCUAUGACUGUACUGCUUGUUUUUUUCAGUCCACAGAACUGAAAUAUUUAUUCUGCAUCUACCUUUUGUAUUUACUUUUUACAUUAACCGCUCACUGUUACUAUUUCCAUGCAGUAAGGGACUCCUACUAUGGGCAGGAAUCUCUGGUUUGCCUCCUUUUAAAGCACUUCUUCUAUAGAUGUCCCUUUAGUUUUACUGGUCAUACACAUCUCCUUUUGGUCUUUGUUUCCUUUCUCAAUUUUCCAUAAUUCCUACAUUUCUAUUUAUACUAGCUUUAUUUGUUACAUUUUUAUACCGUGCAUUUCAUUUCACCUUCAAUCCAGGUUGGUUCUUUUUAACUAAAACAACUGUUUUGAGUGCAGCCUGUUAAACACCUCGGAGAAUGCUUAAAUAAUCACCGAUACUAUCUUUCUGCAUCCUUUAUUCUUCUGGCUGAGCUGAACAGUGAUCGAUUUCCUUUUGGAAAAACGCUCCAGAUGCACUUAUUAGGGGCCUCAGCUUCGUCCUGUUUGCUGGUAAGCAACGUUAACGUGCUGUGCUCGCUUGCUGCAUCUAAGCACUGCUGGGGUUUUAAUUCUGUGGUUAAUUCCUCUUCACAGGGAAAAUGAGGUCGAAGACCGGAUUCGCCCACCUUGAGGGCACCCUUUUGUUAAUCGAGAGAUCCCCAAAUUCAAAACGCUUCUAGGGAGGGGAGAGGGGAGCAGGUAAAGGGGGAGGCUCUGGGGAGGGGGCCAGGACCCCUCCUGCCAGGCAGCCCAGCCCACCGCGGGGAUGCCACCGCGCUCCCGGGCAGAAGUUGCUGCCCCCGCUCUGCCUGCCCGCCCUGCUUCGCCUGCCCUGCCUGCCCUCCUCCGGGGGUCGCGGGACCCCUCCUGCCAGGCGACGCGGACCCCACGGGGAUGCCAGCGCGCCCCCGGGCACAGGCUGCUGCCUGCCCUGCCUGCCCUGCCUGCCCUGCCUGCCCUCCCCCGGGGGCCGCGGCCGCUGCCGCUCACCUGGCUCGCCCCUCCCAGCCGCCAGCCCCGAGCGGGGCGGGGGCGGGGGCCGGGGCAGGAGCGGGGCCGCCCGGCCGGGAGCGGGGCCCACCCACACCCGCCCGAGACACCCGGCGGAAGGGGAGCGCCCGCGGGACACCCGCACCGCACGGCGCCGCGCCGGGGCAGCUGCGCUCGCUGCCGGCAUGGGGAACAUCACCUGUGUCCCCGAGGCGCCGGCGAGGCUCCGGGGCUCGUUCAGAAGGAAGCCCUCGCUGAAGAAAGAGCAAAAUGGCAAGAAAAAAAUGCCCAGCUUUUUUGGUUUAGAAGGAGGACGGGAGAGAGAGAUGACCACAGACAAAAUCCUGCAGUAUAUCCCAGGAAAGAAUAUUCAGAACCAGGAAAACCAGAAAGAAAACUUGGACCAGAGGUUCCCCAGCCUGUUCAAGAAGGGACGAAGGAAAACGGUUGUCAGGAAUAUGGGCAAAAUGAUCUAUUACUCCAAGGUCAAGUUUAAGUUCCAGCACUGCCAGGAGGUGAAUGACUGCUUCUUGGAGCUGUUCCAGUCUUACCUGUACUUCCAGUCUGUGGGCUCCAGCGGACUCACCUACCAGGGACUGCUGCCUUUAAAAGAGCUGAAUGUGUGUGAAAUUGAGAAUGGGAAGAGCACUGGGCAGGAGGAUCAUGCUUUCCGCAUUGCAGGUCCUCUGCUGAAUCCCCUUAUCGUGUUUUGCCCUACUGAGUCAGAGCUGAAGCAGUGGCUUUAUCACCUGGAGAAACAGAUCCAACUAAACGGAGGAAGCCUUGGCUUGCCCUGCCUCUCUCAGAAUGACUGGAAGCAGAGCUCUAUGGGGAAGGAGGAGUUGCGGUGGUCUGUGCAGAACAUGCCUGUCCAGGAGUGGAGAGGGACCCAGCGGGAAUCCCUAGGCGACGUCCUCUGUGUUUCCAGAGUCAAGCUUCAGCAUCUGCCUUUCCAGGAGCAGCAUGACCGGCUGUUGGUGCUUUACCCAUCCACACUGGUGAUAGUAUCUGAAGAGCGCAACAGCCUCUGUUUUAAGGGUGAGCUGCCACUCAACGCCAUCCAAGUGCUUUUUGAAGAGAACAAGAAAACCUCCUUUUUAAUAGAAGGCCGACUGAUCAAUUCGAUCCGGGUGAUCUGCCGCAGCUAUGAUGAUUACCAGGAGUGGCUCUACUGCCUCAAAACAGCCCAGUUUCGAAAUGCUGACUCCUCCCUCUCUGGAUCAGAGAGUUUCUCAGGAUCAAAGCUGCCACACCCCAGCCAGUUUGCCAGCAGCGGGAGGGGGUCGCUCACUUCUGAUGGCCGUACAAACUCCUGGGCGUCCGGAGGGAGAGUGGCCACCUUAACACACCUCUCCCAGAACAGCGGCUCUCUUCCUGAUGGACAGUCCUUCAUGCUAAUGCCUGAGAGCAGAGUGCUUGAAGACCCCCUCUCCCAUGGCUAUUCCCAGCCUCUCAAUUGCCUGGCACAGGCCAAAUGGCCAAGCAUGGGGCUGUCCGCGCAGGACCUGCGGCGGGGGAGCAGUGCCAGAAAGUCCAAGGGCAAAUGUGGGCCUUGUGGCCAGCAGCUGCCCAGCCAGGACACAGAGAGGACCAUCUGCAGCCUCAUUCCUGAAAAUCCCAAUGGCGAGCUCCUGGUGUCAGUGUAUAACGAGCCAUACUCCGCACACAGCUCACAGCAUCACCCCGCAGCUCCCUCGCCACGCCUGGACCUGAGCAGUCUGAACAGAUGGAGCUUGGUGGGAAGUCAGCCCUCGACAGCUUCCAGCUCCCUGGAGAAGCCGGCCCUGCCCCGCUCCUCCCUGUAUGCUGACCCCUAUAUGCCCAGCUCCCCCAGCGCUCACAGCACGGCAAGCUCCAGCUUCCUGCAAGAGUUCCUGCAGUGUCACGGACAGAUGGGUUCGGCACAGGCAAAUGGAUGCCCAGCCAUCCCGGUACCCCAGCAUCUCUCUCUGCAGAAAAGGAACUGCCAGCCCCUGCCCAGCAGUUGCUACAGAGAGAUGCCCGUGGCUCCCAGUUACAGCACCCCUGGCACCUCGGGCCAUCUCCAGCUGCGGCCUCCUGCUGAUGCUUCUUACCGAGAUGAGAUCUCUUCUCUGCGAGAGGAACAUCUGGGCCCUUCACUGCAGCCACCAGACGGAAAUGUCGGCACAUACGACCUGCCAGAGGCCAGCUGCCCGCACCGUGACUCUGCAGCCUACCAUGACUAUGCCGAGCUCCAGAGCUUCCAGAGUGACUUCAGCUAUGACAACCUGUGGGAAGCUGAGGCGAAGGAGCAAGGCAGCUCGCACAGCUCCCCAGCUCCUGGCCACCAAUUCUACCAGGCCUGAAGAAAGGCCUCCAGAGCCAGGCACAGAAAAGCCCCUGGGCUCUUUUCUCUCUGGGCUUCCCCCCAGGGUGAGGAGCCUGGGGUAUACCAAGCAAAGGGAAGGGCUCUGCUCUGCGGAAGGCUGGUUCCCAUGUCCUGGCAGGUCCGGAGUUCAAACUUCUCCCCUAAAUCUGGGGAUGAGAGCAAAGCACAAAAAUGACAGCCUCUGCGGAGCCAAGGAGCAGUGUGUGCUACGCUAAGGAGCAUGCUCUGUGGUUGCACUGCCUUGGGGAGCCCUGGCUAGGGAAUGGCAUUGCCCCCCUGGAAAUAAAAGGAAGAACAAAAAGCUUGUCAGGCUCCCUCAGAGAAAAGGGACUGGGUGUUCAGGUGGAGCAAUCACUCAAAAGCCAAAGAAAAGGGCUGGCUGGUGGCUGGGUUAGUUUGAUCCUUUUCCUUUUUACCAGAGCCCUCAGGCUGGCCACUUUGGGGAUUCACUGAUCCCUGAGGAUAGCUGUUAAACCAAACCUUCCUCCAUUGCCAGACACAUGAGCAUGCCCCAUCAUGGUGUAUAAGGUUGGCAGCAAUAGGUGUGCUCACAGGAGUUUCUUCCUGCCCGAUCAGGUACCUGACAAGAGAUGGAGAAAAACAGUCUGGAUCUGGGAAGAAUGGGCCUUUCUUUCCACUUAAUGCAAAAAAUUCUUCCCUGCCAGUACUGCCUCCAAACCAUGGUAGUGACCUGCAAUAUUAUGAGCCUGUCACCUUGGCAGGUGGAAUCAAGAAGUGUGCUGCCAGCAAAUAUGCCAAGUGGCUUGUGUUUACCAAGGUCUUCCCUAGAAAGGAUGCCCUAGAUUCCUCUUGGGGGACUGUGCCCUUUCCUUCCACCCCUCUGUCCGUUACUGGGCUCACGCUAAAUUCUGCCUGUGACUAUCUAGGCAGGGAGGGAAGGAAGGAGAUUUCACCACAAACCAAACUCCAGUCCAGCCAUAAUACUCCAGUGAUCAGAGCAAUGCCAGAGUGGGCUGCAAUCUCUCUCUUCCCUCCUCCAGAGCAGCAGCAAGACCAGGAUACAAACAACAGGGGACAGAGUCUCAGUGCUAUCAUUUUCCAGCCUCUUAGGCCAGAUCCUUUAGCACAUACAAGGUCGGCAGCAAAUCCAAAUGUUUUAACUUAAGUUCCAAAUUCUUGACCUUUGUUCCCUAAAGAAGCUGCAAACCAAACAUAUUAACAAAACUCUAUUUUUGUUCUUUCACUGGUGCAAACAAAACAAUCCAGGAGCUCUUUGUACUUGAAUAUCUGUGUAUUACAUUGUACUUUUUUUUUUUUUUUUCAGAAGGUAUCCAACAAAGUUUACAUGCGAGGUUUGAGUGGAUAAUAUGUAUUUAACUUGUAAAUGUGGCUGAGUUGAAGUUCUAUUUAAUUUUCUAGCUGUGGAUGAUGUUCAGUACUGUAGAAUGGGCAGCUGUCUGCACAUUCGUGUGUGUGUUGGUUUGGGUUUUCUAGCUGUUAUUGUUUUGUUUCAGGUUUGCUUUCAUUUUGGGAAGAUUUGUAUCUAGUAACUUAACCCCAAAAGUGUCUAUUUAUUAGGACAAAAUUGCACUAGGGAAUGUCAAAAGCAUGUAGUAUGCUGGGAGGCAGGAGGGUCAUGAGCCCCUAUGAACACGUUGACUUUGAAGAUGGUCACCACAAUAUUUUUAACUGGGUUUCAACAGCGAUACCUGCAAUGUAUCAGAAGGGAAAAGCCCCUCCCUAUUACUGUAAGAGUUCCCUGGUGGACUUCUGUGAGACUGGACAAUUGCAAUACAUGUUCUUCUGGAACAUUU
Messenger RNA from Falco peregrinus (peregrine falcon), 5767 nucleotides. RefSeq names its product pleckstrin homology domain containing N1 (gene PLEKHN1). Gene Ontology annotation, cellular component: cytoskeleton; mitochondrial membrane. The transcript has 16 exons. Lineage: Eukaryota; Metazoa; Chordata; Aves; Falconiformes; Falconidae. The coding region runs from base 1828 to 3969 and encodes 713 amino acids. Gene Ontology annotation, biological process: response to hypoxia; positive regulation of apoptotic process; 3'-UTR-mediated mRNA destabilization. Gene Ontology annotation, molecular function: cardiolipin binding; phosphatidylserine binding; phosphatidic acid binding. The record is from RefSeq and is a predicted model, not a curated record.